AUGGAAGAACUGGACAAAUUCCGCGAGCAGUGGCUCGAAGAAGUGCGCACACGGCAUGAGCCAGCCACGCAGACCGCAUCCGAACUCCUCUCAAUGUCCGGGGUUGGCUCAAUGGACGCAAAUACGCAGACAGCGCUCUCGCACUACCUCCAGGCGACCGCCUACGAGCACGAGGGACGGCUCGGCGAGGCUCUGGGCAGCUACCGGAAGGCAUUCCGUCACUGCGCAACAAUCGACUCGAUCUACCGGCAGAUCACGCAGGGCCGCGACGGCGCCCACGCGCAAGCGCAGCUGGCCAAGGCCGAACAGAAUAUUGCCGACAAGAGGCGGCAGGAGAGCGGCGGGUUCUUGUUCCGCCACGAGGCUGGCGCGCGCGAAGUCGACGACACUCGCAUUGAUGUGAUGGCGGAAUUGGUCAGCGGGCUAAAGAAAAUGGAGCUGCAGUGCGUGCCAGGAAACGCCAACCGGCCGGUGCUGGUGGACCGGCUGCCGGACGACCUUUUAGUCCAUGUGCUGAAGAUGGCGGGGGCGGUGGAUGUGCAGAUUGUCGGGCGGUUUGCUGCGGCCUGCAAGCGGUUUGCAGUGGUAUCACGUGAUGCUCGCCUCUGGAAGUUUAUGAACUGCGCAGCCCAGCGCCAGCCUACCGGCGAGCGCUUCCAAGCAGCCUGCAGCAGCGUCAGCGUGCCUGCAGAGGAGCCCGUGGAUACAUAUAGCCUAUACAGGGAGGCACAGGCAUAUGAUGGGUGGCUGGACAUGUUCUUGCGGCGGGCGCGUGUGCGGUUCGAUGGCAUAUACAUCUCAACAUGUCAUUACCUGCGGCCGUCAUCGGCAGAGAACACGUGGACGACGCCGGUAAUGCUGGUGACAUAUUACCGGUACCUUCGGUUUUUCCGCGACGGCACCUGCCUCAAGCUCCUGUCAACCACAGAGCCGGCCAAGAUUGUACGCAGCAUCUUCUGGGCCACCCGCGAAAGACGCGUGCAGCGCGGGGUGUGGCGGCUGGACGGACGCGAUGUGGUGGCAUAUACACAGGACAAGGAGCGCGAUGGCCUGACCUUCUGCCUGGAGCUGGAGGUGCGCAGCACGCGGGACAGCCAAGAACAACAACUCCAAUGA
Messenger RNA from Linderina pennispora, 1116 nucleotides. RefSeq lists its product as uncharacterized. Gene Ontology annotation, cellular component: SCF ubiquitin ligase complex. Gene Ontology annotation, biological process: SCF-dependent proteasomal ubiquitin-dependent protein catabolic process. Gene Ontology annotation, molecular function: protein binding. The record is from RefSeq and is a predicted model, not a curated record. The transcript is spliced from 2 exons. Bases 1 to 1116 code for a protein of 371 amino acids. Lineage: Eukaryota; Fungi; Kickxellomycota; Kickxellomycetes; Kickxellales; Kickxellaceae.